Messenger RNA from Closterium sp. Naga37s-1, 2581 nucleotides. The record is from the annotation of a GenBank genome assembly. Lineage: Eukaryota; Viridiplantae; Streptophyta; Zygnematophyceae; Desmidiales; Closteriaceae.
AUGCUCGUCUCCACCCUCAAGGACCGCAUUGCACCGCUGCUGGGCGUGCCAGCGGGCAGGCAGCGGCUGGUGUUCCGCGGGAAGGUGCUCAAAGACGACAGCACCGUCGCCUCCUACGGGCUAGAGGCCGGGCACGCGGUGCAUCUGGUGUCGCGGCUGGGGCGAGCCGAGGGGGAGGGGGGGGGUGGUGGAGGGGAGGGAGGGACGGGGCGGACAAGGGCAGGCGAGGGGGCGGGGGGAGGUGGGCCUGGGGGCGGUUCUGGCCAGCCACUUACUCACAUGCAGAUAGACGGCAUGCCCGGUGCAGCGACUCUCCACAUGGGCUCAGUUAACAUCCACACGGACGGCUCCCCAAUGAUGCCAGACCUUAACCAGAUUGUGACUGGCGUUCUGAGCUCCAUUGGACUUAACCCCUUUGCCGGCAACACCAGCGCCACCAUCAACGUGACACAGCCGGGCGGCACAGCGGGUGGGGCAGCAGGGGGAGGGUCGGCAGGAGCAGCGGCAGGGAGAGGAGGAGCGGGAGGAGGGGCGGCAGGAGGAGGAGGGACAGGAGGAACAGGGGGAGGGGUAGGAGGGGGAGCGGAAGGAGGAGCGGGAGGGAGAGGGGGAGGGGAUGGCUCCGGGAGGUCACAGGGAGGGCCGGAGUUUCAGAUUCAUGUUGACACUGUCAUUCAAGGCCCCAUGCCCAUGCCCAUGGGUGUUCCUAUGGGCGUUCCCAUGGGUGUGCCCAUGCACAUGCCUAUGGGUAUGCCCAUGCAGAUGGUUAUGCAGAUGCCCAUGCACAUGCCUAUGGGUAUGCCCAUGCAGAUGGGUAUGCAGAUGCCCAUGCCCAUGCCCAUGCCCAUGGGCAUGCCUAUGCCAAUGGGUGCCAGUAAUACCGAGGCUGCUGGCGGUGCUGCUGCUGCUGGUGCUGGUGCUGCUGCUGGUGCUGGUGCUGGUGCUGGUGCUGGUGCUGGUGCUGGUGCUGGUGCUGGUGCUGGUGCUGGUGCUGGUGCUGGUGCUGGUGCUGGUGCUGGUGCUGGUGGCGCUGGUGGCACUGGAGGUGGGGGGGGGACGGCAGGAGGGGGCAGUCAGCGCACGAGCUGGCAUGUUGUGGUGCCGCCUCAUGCACAGGUGGGUGCUGCUGCUACUUCUGCCGCUGCUGCUGCUGCUGCUACUGCUGCUGCUGCUGCUGCUGCUGCCGCUGCUGCCGCUGCUGCCGCUGCUGCUGCUGCUGCUGCUGCUGCUGCUGCUGCUGCUGCUGCUGCUGCUGCUGCUGCUGCUGCUGCUGCUGCUGCUGCUGCUGCUGCUGCUGCUGCUGCUGCUGCUGCUGCUGCUGCCGCUGCUGCUGCUGCCACCGCUGCCACUGCUGCUGCUGCUGCUGCUGCUGCUGCUGCUGCUGCCACCGCUGCCGCUGCUGCUGCUGCUGCUGCUGCUGCUGCUGCUGCUGCUGCUGCUGCUGCUGCUGCUGCUGCUGCUGCUGCUGCUGCUGCCACCGCUGCCGCUGCUGCUACUGCUGCUUCCGCUGCCACCGCUGCUGCUGCUGCUGCUGCUGCUGCUGCUGUGUGUGUGUCCUCCCCAGUUCGUACCCUUUCCUUCCUCACCCUCCCCUCCCCUGCUUUGAUCGCUGCUCUCUUCAAUGCCCGCUCCUCAGGCGGCGGCCCUAGACACGCUGGCAAGGCAAUAGAUGCAUACCUGCAUACCUCACUCACACGCCUUCGCAACAACUUCCUUCCCCUUCUCUCCCCCUCGCCCCCUGCUAUCACCGCUCCCUUCAAUGACUGUGCCCCGCAGGCAGAGAGAGAGCAAGCUCGCCGCCAGGCCCUCGCCCCGCUGCCGCGACUAGCUGCCAACAUUCGCCGCCUCGAAAGCAUUCUCAGAGGCUCCGCUUCAUCCCAGCUUCUGAACCUGGCGUCACGGUUGGAGGGGGCAGCAUCAGUGCGGGACGCGGCAGAGUGGGCGGCGGCAAGGGAGGUGGUGGAGGGCGUGGGGCACACGCUGCAGCAGAUGGGCCCGCUGCUGCUGGAGCUGGGCCGGCUGUGCCACUCCGUGCACCUGGGCGAUACUGUGGGAGAGGCGAGGCUGCAGGCGUCUCACGUGGUGUUCAUCAACCAGUUCGGCCCCAACCCCGUCAUCACACAGAGAGUUGCUGACGUGUCAGAGCAGCAAAGGCGGCAGCAGCAGCAGCAGCAGCAGCAGCAAGUGGAGGACUACCAUAUCAACCUCCAACCAGUGCAUCCGGGGGGGAGUGCAGCAGGUACUGCUGCUGCUGCUGCUGCUGCUGCUGCUGCUGGUGCUGGAGGGGCGGGUGGUGCUGGGGGGACUGGUGGCAUGGCGCAUGGGAUGGGGGGCAUGUGGGGCAUGGGGGGAAUGGGGCAAGGCAUGGGCAUGGGGGGGAUGUACCAAUACCCGUAUCCUUACACAUGGGGGUAUUGGCAGCAGCAGGGGGAGGGGGGAGACGCUGAGGAAGGGGAGGAGGAGGGUGAGGAGGGCGGGGGAGAGGGAGAGGAGGAUCCGGAGAGGCAGAGGGAGAUGGAGGAGGGGCGGUCACAGCUGCUGGCAACCAUGUUCUCCGUGUUUGGGGACACGCUCGAGUCAU